CCUCUAACUUCCUCUUGGACGGUAACGAGCGCAACAGUUUCACUACCAGAGACGAUGAUGGAGGAGCCGGUGUGAAGACACAUGAAACGUUUGUCCCUGCUCACCCUUUCGCCAAGCUUUUGUAAAUAAGGAGAUUUUAAAUAGGGCAUUUGAAGUGGGUUCACCAUGGGCUGUGUGGGGACCAAACCAGAGCAGGAUCCUAUUGGCAAGGCAAUGGGCAAUGACGACAGCCGCAGCCAACCAGCACAUUAUGUUAAAGACCCCACAACGGGGACCAAAGCUAACAGAACCACCUCCAGCCCAGGUGCUGGGACAGACAGUCCUGAAAACAUUGCUAUAGCCCUUUACGACUAUGAAGCUAUGCAUGAAGGUGACCUAGGUUUCAAGAAGGGAGACAGACUUAAAAUCUUGUUGGAGUCUGGUGAGUGGUGGAAAGCAGCUCUUCUCAGCACUGGUGAAGAGGGUUUUAUACCCAGUAACUACGUUGCCAAAGACACCCUGGAAACCGAAGAAUGGUUUUUUAAAGGUGUCAGUAGGAAGGAUGCUGAGAGACAACUGCUGGCAUCUGGUAACAAAACGGGAUCCUUUAUGAUCAGAGACAGUGAGACCACAGCGGGAAGCUACUCGCUGUCUGUCAGGGACUCAGACCCAUCAGGUGACACAGUGAAGCAUUAUAAGAUCCGCACACUCGAUAAUGGUGGUUUCUACAUCUCCCCACGCAUCACCUUCAACACCCUUCAGGAUCUUGUCAGCCACUACAAGAAGCAGAGCGAUGGGCUGUGUCAGUCUCUCACCGUUCCUUGCCUGAGUCCCAAACCUCAGAAACCUUGGGAGAAAGAUGCCUGGGAGAUCCCACGCGAGUCCCUCAAAAUGGAUAAACGACUGGGAGCUGGCCAGUUCGGAGAGGUCUGGAUGGCAACAUACAACAAGCACACAAAAGUAGCAGUGAAGACUAUGAAACCUGGCAGUAUGUCUGUGGAGGCUUUUCUCAUGGAGGCCAAUUUAAUGAAAACCCUUCAACACGACAAACUGGUCCGGCUCAAUGCCGUGGUAACCAAAGAGGAGCCCAUAUACAUCAUUACAGAGUACAUGGAGAAAGGUAGUUUACUGGACUUCCUUAAAAGCGAUGAAGGAAAUCGAGUCCAGUUACCCAAACUGAUCGACUUCUCGGCACAGACAGCAGAAGGCAUGGCUUACAUCGAACAGAGGAACUACAUUCACAGAGACCUUCGUGCCGCCAACAUCCUGGUCAAUAAGAGUUUGGUGUGUAAGAUUGCCGACUUUGGUCUCGCCCGUAUUAUAGAAGACAACGAAUACACAGCCAGAGAAGGUGCCAAGUUCCCCAUUAAGUGGACUGCUCCAGAAGCUAUAAACUAUGGAUCCUUCACCAUCAAAUCAGAUGUUUGGUCUUUUGGCAUUCUGCUGACUGAAAUCAUUAGCUAUGGUCGCACUCCGUACCCAGGCAUGACAAACCCAGAGGUGAUCCGUGCUCUGGAGAGAGGUUAUCGGAUGCAGCGUCUGGACGCCUGCCCUCAAGAGCUCUAUGAUAUUAUGAUGGAAUGCUGGAAGAAUAAGCCAGAGGACCGACCCACCUUUGAAUACCUGCAGAGCAUACUGGAGGACUUUUAUACUGCCACUGAGAGCCAAUAUCAGCAACAGCCUUAAUACAGACACACACAUGCACACCUUGAUAUGACAUGUUAUGUAAAUGCCAGAUGUAGAUCUAAAUACUCCACUAUAUAUAUAUUUCACAUUGACUUUAUAUAUGUAGUAAUAACAAAUGUGAAAAGAUAUUAUUAUUUAAAUGACAAUUAAAUUAACUGUUUAAUAUAUACAAUGCAUCUUUUAAAGGGAUAGUUCACCCCAAAAAUUAAAGAAUAAAUGAUGACGGAAUUAAUUUUUGGGUGAAUUAUUCCUUUAAUAGUAGUCUAUACCUGUCCUGAAGAACAUUCUGCCUUACACGCCGUGUUAUCAUGCACAAAUGCUAAAUUAAGUUUUUUUAUUUUUAUUAAAUAUUAUAAAGUGAUAAAAAAAAUUCUGAUUUUAUUUGUAUAGGACAAUGAAAUGGAAAGUAUGAGCAGAAAUGUGUGUUGUAGUUUGAAUUAAUCAUGAGCAAGAUAUAGAAGAUGAAUUUUUAAUCUUCAACCUACAUUAGGUUUCCCAUUAUUUGGGAUGAGGAAUGCAUGUAUUUGUUCAGCAACAUCAUCAACAUUUUCCAAAUGCUCAUAACAGUACUUGAGACUUUUUGAAUCUAUGUCAAAAGGGUUUAUUUUAAAGGCAUGUCUUUAAUACUGUAAUUUUAUGCAUCUGUAAAUUUAACCUUGCUCUUUCAUGUUUAAGCACUUGUUUAGGCACUUCUGAAGCAAACAGAUACUUUAUAUAUUCAUACAUCUUUAGUUUUGUUGAUAUUUGGUUGGAUGUUUGUGCAAUAACAGAAAAGAACAUUGUAAUUUCCUGCAAUAUAUUUUAAUUUUCUUUUUUUGCUUCUUUAACAUUAUUUCUAAGAUUUAAAGUUUUACAAUAGAUGUUUAAAAAUAUGUAUGGCGUGUUUUUCAAAGAGUUGUCUAUAAAAACCAUCACACUCAAAUCAA
This is a messenger RNA of Paramisgurnus dabryanus, 2591 nucleotides long. It is a transcript of the gene hck, whose product is annotated as HCK proto-oncogene, Src family tyrosine kinase. Gene Ontology annotation, molecular function: protein binding; protein tyrosine kinase activity; ATP binding. The record is from RefSeq and is a predicted model, not a curated record. Lineage: Eukaryota; Metazoa; Chordata; Actinopteri; Cypriniformes; Cobitidae. Gene Ontology annotation, biological process: protein phosphorylation.